Gilbertella persicaria is the source of this 1450-nucleotide messenger RNA. RefSeq names its product programmed cell death protein 2. Bases 16 to 1215 code for a protein of 399 amino acids. Gene Ontology annotation, cellular component: cytoplasm; nucleus. The transcript is spliced from 4 exons. The record is from RefSeq and is a predicted model, not a curated record. NCBI's taxonomy places the organism in Eukaryota, Fungi, Mucoromycota, Mucoromycetes, Mucorales, Choanephoraceae.
CAUUUCCAACUCACAAUGUCACAAACUGAAGAGUUGAAUGCUAAUGAUAUUGACAAGUACGCUUGUCAGCUUGGGUAUGCAGAAGAUCCCGAAACACCUUUGACAGCAGACACUUUUCCUAGCAAAUCAGGAGGAAAGCCUGCUUGGUUGAAUCCUGAACACAUUUUAGCAGCUGAAGAUGUGACGUGUGGUAACUGUGAGCAACCCAUGAAUCUUUUAUUACAGUUAUAUACGCCUGAGGAUCACCCAGCAGAUGCCUUCCACAGAACUGUUUAUGUCUUUUGCUGUAAGAAAGGUGGUUGUGUGAAGCAAGACUGGACAAAGAGUUUUAAAGUAUAUCGAUCUCAACUACCAUCUGAAAAUCCUUAUUAUCCUGUUCCUAAUGAAGACGACGACAACGACGAAGAAGAAGAGAACACACCUGUAGAAUUCACACCUAAAUCUUUCAAAGCUCCAAACCAAUGUGUUAUUUGUGGUCUUGGAGGCUCAAAAUUCUGUGGCAAGUGCGGUACUACAGCCUAUUGCUCUCGUGAACAUCAAAUGUCGGAUUGGAAUAUGUGUCGCCACAAAGAAUUCUGUAACAAGACGCUUUCUCAAGAAGAGCAAGCAAUCAUUGAUGAACUGCGCUCUGCUCGUAUGUUCAAAGAAAAAGAAAUCAUCAGUGAACCUGAAGGAAAAGAUCCUGAUCAAGAAGAAGAAGAGACCCAGGCUGCCUUUUUCAAAGAAAACAAUCCAGAAGAACAAAGCUCUGAUUCCAAAGCACUUGUACUUGCUGGUGAUGAAGCAGAAGAAGACACAGAAGUAGCCGUUGACGAUGCUUUCUUGCAGUUCCAACUCAAGGUCCAAUUAAAUCCUGACCAAGUUAUCCGAUAUGAUCGUGUAGAAUACGAUAUGCCUACACGCGAACCAUUGUGGGUGCAAGCUAAUUAUAAGCCAGCAUCUAUACCCAGCUGCGAUCGCUGCCAUGGCCCUCGUACUUUUGAAUUUCAAAUCUUGUCUACCUUGUUGAACUUUAUUGGUGUCAACCAUGUUGCUGUGGAUUCAUUGGAUUGGGGUUCCCUUUUUGUGUAUACUUGCAAGGAAAAUUGUGCACUUGGAAAUGGUGUUUAUGCUGAAGAAGUGCUCUGGAAGCAAGAUUUUUCACAAGAUGGUAUGCAAUUGGGACCUAAAGAGGCUGAAUUAUUACGUCGCAAAAGAGCUGCUGCUGCUAAGUAAAGGAAUUUUUUUUUACUGUCAGAAAGUAUUCAUCAUAGAUUUAAUAAAUGCAUUUUGGAUUGUAGAAUAAUUGCUCUGUCAUGUUGCAUAAAUUUGUUUAGCUAGCCUAGUGUUGGUUAUUGAAGAACUUGGAUACACGAUAUUCACUAGACAAGAAUACUAAAACGAAUGUGAACAUAAAUACAUAGAUAAAGGCAUUUAGAGGGCAAAUCCAUAGAAUUAGAAAUAUGCAUAU